UGAAGGCGUUCGUCCAAGCGACAUUGGUCUUCGCGGUGGGUGGAUAAGUAAUCCUCUGUUAUCAAAGCCAUCACAGCGCAAAAUCAAGUGAAAAAUGACGGAAACUCUUCUGCACAGAGGUGACCUCGUCGGGCACAAUGGAUGGGUCACCCAAAUUGCCACCAAUCCAAAAUAUCCCGACAUGAUCUUGUCUUCUUCACGAGACAAGACUUUGAUUGUUUGGAAAUUGACACGUGACGAGGGUCACUACGGUGUACCUCAAAAACGUUUAUACGGUCACUCCCACUUCAUCAGCGACGUAGUUCUCUCGUCUGAUGGAAACUACGCCCUGUCUGGCUCAUGGGACAAGACCUUGAGGCUUUGGGACUUGGCAGCUGGUCGCACGACAAGAAGGUUUGAAGACCAUACCCAGGAUGUUCUGAGUGUUGCUUUCUCAGUUGACAAUCGUCAAAUCGUCUCAGGUUCGCGAGACAAGACAAUCAAGUUGUGGAAUACAUUGGCUGAAUGUAAAUACACAAUUCAAGAAGAUGGACACUCUGACUGGGUCAGCUGUGUUAGGUUUUCGCCAAACCACUCCAAUCCUAUCAUUGUGUCUGCUGGUUGGGAUCGCACUGUUAAGGUUUGGAACUUGACCAAUUGUCGCCUUAAGAUCAACCACAAUGGUCACAGUGGUUAUCUGAACACGGUAACCGUCUCUCCCGAUGGUUCUCUUUGUGCUUCUGGUGGCAAGGAUAACAAAGCCAUGCUGUGGGAUUUGAAUGACGGAAAGCACUUGCACACCCUGGACCACAACGACAUCAUAACUGCUUUGUGCUUCAGCCCUAAUCGGUAUUGGCUCUGUGCUGCUUAUGGUCCUCACAUCAAGAUCUGGGAUCUUGAAUUGAAAGAAAUGGUUCAAGAACUCGUACCAACAGUACCAAACCAGACACUCAACAAAGAACUUCCCAAGUGUUUGUCUUUGGCUUGGUCCACCGAUGGUCAAACUUUGUUUGCUGGUUACUCUGACAAUAUUAUUAGAGUAUGGCAAGUUUCCAUCUCGAGCCGUUAACUUUUGUAAAAAGAUGAUAAAUAAAUAGACUGAAAGAAA
Copidosoma floridanum is the source of this 1087-nucleotide messenger RNA. RefSeq names its product Receptor of activated protein kinase C 1 (gene Rack1). The record is from RefSeq and is a predicted model, not a curated record. Gene Ontology annotation, molecular function: translation regulator activity; protein binding; ribosome binding. NCBI's taxonomy places the organism in Eukaryota, Metazoa, Arthropoda, Insecta, Hymenoptera, Encyrtidae.